AUGAGUGAUUUUGACGAAGAAGGUCAAAUCGAAACCCAGAUCGAUGCUCCCAUCGAAGACAUUAUACGGGAUUCUGAACUUACUACCACAACUGCUGAUAAAGAGACUUUGAAGUCUGCAAAUGAAUUAUUAGACUCUCAAGAACACUCACACAGAAUCGAUCUUUCGUUGCAUUUAUACUCCGCCUAUCUUUUAAAGAGGCUACUAUACAGGGCAAACGAAAAAAAACAUUUUUACGAAGUGAAUCAGUUUGUGAAGACUCAAAUUAAGGAUAACUGGACCAGCUGGCCUAAUCCUAAUACGAUCAUUGACCCUCAUGUAGACAAAUUGUACGAAGAUAUACCGGAAAGUGUCGAAAGCGUGACUAUGCAACCGGGAGAGGUAUCAAACAAGGCUUUAAUUCACGCCUCAGAUAUGAUGAGAGUUGAGCUAGCUGCUCAAUGGCAAAGAUAUCUCUUCAAGUCAGCAUUGGAGCAUAAUGUAACGCUAGAUGUGGAUGAAUUGAAUAUACCAAAUGAAAUAUCUCAGCAUAUUUUAGUUAAACUGGAUAGCCUAUUCGAGGGAUUACAUGAUAAAAUAGCUAAAGAGAAUGAAUUUGAUGUAAGGCAAGAUACACACUCUAACAAUAUAAAAGUGAAACAAAUAGAUGAUGAGCCCGUACAGGCCAAUCGACGAAUCAAAUUCACAUAUCAUGAUUUAAUUUCAAGAGGAUGUGAAAUGAAUGAGGAUAUGACUGAAAUCUAUAUGAAAUCAUUAGAAUUAUAUAAUGAUAUUCCAGAAAAGUUUAAAAGAAGGAAAUUUAAACUGCCCAAGCAGAUUCUGAAAAAGUAUAGUCAACCAAAGAAGACUAGUUCAUACUUGAAGGUGUUAUUGAGCAAAACAAGAGAAGAUUAUAUACCAGUGGAAAAGUUACUAAAAGAUAAGCGGUUGACAUCAAAGGAUAAAUCCAAGCUACAACGCCUAAAUCGCCAAGAGACAGAAGAUGCCAUGAAUAAAAGAACCUUUUUUCAAGUCAAGGGCUACUCAGCGGAUGAGAAUGAGAUCUCUGAUUAUGACUUAGAAGAUUGUCUCAUAAAGCUUCCCAGUGGCAACUACUAA
Molecule: messenger RNA, 1098 nt
Organism: Saccharomyces mikatae IFO 1815
Lineage: Eukaryota; Fungi; Ascomycota; Saccharomycetes; Saccharomycetales; Saccharomycetaceae
Gene: RRN9
Product: Rrn9p
Exons: 1
Coding region: 1-1098 (365 amino acids)
Source: RefSeq, a predicted model, not a curated record